Molecule: messenger RNA, 3716 nt
Organism: Hippopotamus amphibius kiboko
Lineage: Eukaryota; Metazoa; Chordata; Mammalia; Artiodactyla; Hippopotamidae
Gene: ZBED1
Product: zinc finger BED-type containing 1
Exons: 2
Coding region: 401-2488 (695 amino acids)
Biological process (GO): regulation of transcription by RNA polymerase II
Cellular component (GO): nucleus
Molecular function (GO): protein dimerization activity; DNA binding
Source: RefSeq, a predicted model, not a curated record
GACGGGCCGGAGCUCAGACGGACUCUGGGCAGCGGGAGCGGACGUGACGCUUUAUGUUUAGGGGAAAAACAAGGACGUUCCGAAACAGAGUCCUCUCUGCGAAGCGUGCUCCUGUGUUCUUAUUCCCUUGCGGCCGGUCUCUUCCCCGUGGGGCCUAGGCGGAGAGACAGAUGCUCGGGUCCACCCCGUGUUUCUGGACUCUGGGCCUAGCACCCCUGACCACCCCGGACGGAGUGGGGUGAGAAAAGGGCGAAGAGCGCGGGACUCUGGUUGUCAAAACAAUGAAGAACCCCCGCAUUCCCUGGCGGAAGGGAAGGGGGUGCCGGGGCCACACUUUGCAAACCUGCAGCCCUGAGCCCGGGUCGUCCCGAAUGAGCGGAGGCCCGGCCGGGGCGGCGCCAUGGAGGGCAAGAGCCUGGAGGGCGCGCAGCCCGACCUCAAGCUGGUGGCGCACCCGCGCGCCAAGAGCAAAGUGUGGCGCUACUUCGGCUUCGACACCAACGCCGAGGGCUGCAUCCUGCAGUGGAAGAAGAUCUACUGCCGCAUCUGCAUGGCGCAGAUCGCCUACUCGGGCAACACCUCCAACCUGUCCUACCACCUGGAGAAGAACCACCCCGACGAGUUCUGCGAGUUCGUCAAGAGCAACACGGAGCAGAUGCGCGAGGCCUUCGCCAGCGCCUUCUCCAAGCUCAAGCCCGAGGCCGCGCAGCAGGGCGCGCAGGAGCCGCUGGCCGCCAAGGCCCCGCACGGCCACGAGGGCCGGAAGCAGCAGGAGCUGACGGCCGCCGUCAUGGCCCUCAUCUGCGAGGGCCUCUACCCCGCGUCCAUCGUGGACGAGCCCACCUUCAGGCUGCUGCUGAAGACGGCCGAGCCGCGCUACGAGCUGCCCAGCCGCAAGUUCUUCUGCGGCAAGGCCAUCCCCGAGCGCUACGGCGCCGUGCGCGACGCGGUGCUCAAGGAGCUGGCGGAGGCCGCGUGGUGCGGCGUGUCCACCGACCUGUGGCGCAGCGAGAGCCAGAACCGGACCUACGUGACACUGGCCGCGCACUUCCUGGGCCGCGCUGCGCCCCACGGCCUGGCCCUGGGCUCCCGCUGCCUCAAGACCUUCGAGGUGCCCGAGGACAACGCCGCCGAGACCAUCACGCGUGUCCUCUACGAGGCCUUCGUGGAGUGGGGCGUCAGCGCCAAGGUCUUCGGGGCCACCACGGACCGCGGCAAGGACAUCGCCAAGGCCUGCUCGCUGCUGGACCUCGCCGUGCAGAUGCCUUGCCUGGGCCACACGUUCGACGCGGGCAUCCAGCAGGCCUUCCGGCUGCCCAAGCUGGGCGCGCUGCUGGGCCGCUGCCGCAGGCUGGUGGAGUACUUCCAGCAGUCCAGCGUGGCCAUGUGCAUGCUCUACGAGAAGCAGAAGCAGCAGGACGCCGCCCCCCGCAUGCUGCUCAGCAACCGCGUGGCCGGCUGGGGCAGCACGCUGGCCAUGCUGCAGCGCCUCAAGGAGCAGCAGCUGGCCAUCGCGGGCGUGCUGCUGGAGGACAGCAACAGCCACCACCUGGUGCUGGAGACCUCCGAGUGGGCCACCGUCGAGCGGCUGGUGGACCUGCUGCAGCCCUUCAGGCAGGUGGCCGAGAUGCUGUCGGCCUCCAGGCACCCCACCAUCAGCAUGGUGAAGCCCCUGCUGCACAUGCUGCUCAACACCACGCUGAACAUCAAGGAGACCGACCCCAAGGAGAUCAGCAUGGCCAAGGAGGUCAUCGCCAAGGAGCUCUCCCGGACCUACCAGGAGACGCCCGAGAUCGACAUGUUCCUCAACGUGGCCACCUUCCUGGACCCGCGCUACAAGAGGCUGCCCUUCCUGUCCGCCUUCGAGAGGCAGCAGGUGGAGAACAGGGUGCUGGAGGAGGCCAAGGGGCUCCUGGACAAGGUCAAGGAGGGCGCCUACCGCGCGCCCGAGGACAAGGGCUACGCCGUGCCGCCCGACGAGCAGCCGCCCGCGAAGAAGCCGGCGCCCGCGGCCACGCCACCGCCCGCCAGCGUCAUCAACGACAUGCUGGCCGAGAUCUUCUGCCCCACGGGGGGCGUGGAGGACCAGGAGGAGUGGCACGCACAGGUGCUCGAGGAGCUGAGCAACUUCAAGUCGCAGAAGGUGCUCGGGCUCAACGAGGACCCCCUCAAGUGGUGGUCCGACCGCCUGGCGCUCUUCCCCGUGCUGCCUAGGGUGCUGCAGAAGUACUGGUCCGUGGCGGCCACGCGCGUCUGCCCCGAGCGCCUCUUCGGGUCCUCGGCCAACGUGGUCCGCGCCAAGCGCAACCGCCUGGCCCCCGCGCACGUCGACGAGCAGGUCUUCCUCUACGAGAACGCGCGCGGCGCCGAGGCCGAGCUGGAGGACGAGGACGAGGGCGAGUGGGGCCUGGACCACGAGCAGGCCUUCGCGCUGGGCGACGCCGUCCACGCCGGCUACUUCGGCAUCAGGGACGGCGGCUUCGUGUAGCGGAGGGGGGGGCCGCGCCUGGGCGCCCCGGCCCGCGUCGGAUGCUCGGCGGCCAGGGCUGACCCCGCGGGUGGGCGGGCGCGCUGCCGGGCGCAGAGGAAGCGCGCGGAGCGGAGAGAUGGACCUCUGGGGGGGGGGCUUUGGGCGGCCCGGAGGACAGAGGUGGGGUUUCCGUACCCCGGAGUGGAGAGACGGGGCUUCGGGCGGCCCAGAGGAGAGAGGCGGGGCUCUGGGUGACCUAGAGGAUGGAGGUGGGACUCGGGGUGACCCGGAGGAGAGGGGUGGGCUUUGGGUGAUCCGGAGGAGGGAGGUGGGCUUUGGGUGACCUGGAGGAUGGAGGCACGGCUUUGGGUGACCCGGAGGAGAGAGGUGGGCUUUGCGUGACCCGGAGGAGAGAGGUGGGCUUUGCGUGACCCGGAGGAGAGAGGUGGGCUUUGGGUGACCCGGAGGAGGGAGGUGGGCUUUGGGUGACCGGGAGGAGAGGGGUGGGACUUGGGGUGACCCAGAGGAGAGAGGUGGGCUUUGGGUGACCCGGAGGACGGAGGCGGGGCUUUGGGUGACCCGGAGGAGAGGGGUGGGCUUUGGGUGACCUAGAGGAUGGAGGUGGGCUUUCGGUGACCCGGAGGAGAGAGGUGGGCUUUGGGUGACCCAGCAGGGAGAGGUGGGCUUUGGGUGACCCGGAGGAGGGAGGUGUGCUUUGGGUGACCCGGAGGUUGGAGGUGGGACUUGGGGUGACCCGGAGGAGAGAGAUGGGCUUUGGGUGACCCGGAGGUUGGAGGUGGGACUUGGGGUGACUCUGAGGACAGAGGCGGGGCUUUGGGUGACCCGGAGGAUGGGGGUGGGACUUGGGGUGACCCGGAGGACAAGAGGCGGGGCUUUGGGUGACCCGGAGGAGAGGGGUGGGCUUUGAGUGACCCGGAGGAGAGGGGUGGGCUUUGGGUGACCCGGAGGAGAGAGGUGGGCUUUGGGUGACCCGGAGGAGAGAGGUGGGCUUUGGGUGACCCGGAGGAGAGGGGAGGGCUUUGGGUGACCCAGAGGAGGGAGGUGGGCUUUGGGUGACCCGGAGGAGAGGGGAGGGCUUUGGGUGACCCAGAGGAUGGAGGUGGGCUUUCGGUGACCCGGAGGAGAGAGGUGGGCUUUGGGUGACCCAGCGGGGAGAGGUGGGCUUUGGGUGACCCGGAGGACGGAGGCGGGGCUUUGGGUGGCCCAGAGCUGGAGAAAACGAGCG